AGCAGACCCAGUUCUGUCUUCUGCUAGAGAAUAUUUGUCAGGGAGAACGCCAUUAUUUUUCAAUGCGAAAUGAUUGUGAAGUAUUAAACAAACCGUUUACAACAUCACAAACUGUGCAGUUAUAUCAAAUACACUAGAUGGUGCCAUGGAAAAUUGAGUUGUAAAAGUCAAAUGCAGAAACAUUGAGUAUGGUCACCAUGAGCUCCGAAAAAGCCGUCAGGCGCAAACAAGAUACAAAUGGGGGACAACAGACCACUGCUCCACACACUCCCAACUCUGACGACACACCCAAUCACCUGGUGUAUAAAAAAAUGGAACAGAUUGUUGAAAAAAUGCAAGAUGAAAACUCCGGGGUUCCUGUCCGUACUGUAAAAAGUUUCAUGUCCAAAAUACCUUCAGUGUUUACUGGAUCUGAUCUUAUUCUUUGGAUGAUAAAGAAUUUGGAUGUGGAAGAUCAAGGUGAAGCCCUUCACCUUGGGCACUUGAUGUCAGCACAUGGUUAUUUUUUUCCUAUCGAUGAUCAUAUGCUUACAGUGAAAAAUGACAACACAUUUUACAGGUUCCAGACACCAUACUUUUGGCCUUCAAAUUGCUGGGAACCCGAGAAUACUGAUUAUGCUGUAUAUCUUUGCAAACGCACCAUGCAGAACAAGACAAGGCUGGAGUUGGCUGACUACGAAGCUGAGAGCUUAGCUAGGCUACAGAAGAUGUUUUCCCGGAAAUGGGAGUUCAUUUUCAUGCAGGCAGAAGCUCAAAGCAAGGUCGAUAAGAAAAGGGACAAACUUGAGCGCAAAGUUCUUGACAGUCAAGAAAGGGCAUUCUGGGAUGUUCAUCGUCCAAUGCCUGGCUGUGUGAACACAACGGAGCUGGAUAUCAAGAAGGCGUGUCGCAUGAACAAGACAGUGGCGGCACCCCAGCAGCCUUCUUCCAAUAUGGCCAACAGUUCAGCCACUGUUGAAGCCCUCAACAGAGAGAUCUCCUUGCUGAAAACCCGCAUAGAUCGGAGGAAUUUCAAAAUUUCGAAAGUUGCUGAGUCGUAUAUUAGCUAUUUUGAGCAGUAUGCAGAAUACGAUUCAUUCUUCACUCCACCAGAAAUAGCAAAUCCUUGGAUCUCUGACAGUCCUGAAUUCUGGGAUCAGUACAAAGAAACGAAAGAUAUUUCUGCAAGAAGAGUAAAACGUUGGGCUUUCAGUUUACAAGAACUCCUUGCUGAUCCAGUAGGAAGAGAACAUUUUAUCAAGUUUCUUGACAAGGAAUUCAGUGGAGAGAACUUAAAGUUUUGGGAAUCUGUACAGGAACUGAAAGCGUUACCUCAAAAAGAUGUUUUACAAAGAGUAAAUGAGAUUUGGGCAGAGUACCUGGCACCGGAUGCUAGUUGUCCAGUCAAUGUGGACUCCCACUCCCAUGAGAUCACUAAGCGAAACAUGGCACAACCCGACAGGUGGACAUUUGACACUGCGGCUGCUCAUGUGUACCAUUUAAUGAAGAGUGAUAGUUAUUCUAGAUAUUUGCGCUCGGAAAUGUACAAAGACUUCCUGAAUGGAUCAAAGAAAAAGAAAAGGAGAACUAAGUAAGAGAAGUGGACGACAUUUAGAGGUUCAGACUUCAAUGAAAGGUAUCCGAUCAAUUGUUUCGUUCUCCACUCGCAAAGAAACUGCCACGUCGUAGAAAGGAUUUGGAUCAACUCAUCAAGUAACUCAGCAUUUAUGUAAAUUAAUGAUAUUUUAUAUUAUAUCAUGACAAUCAGGCAAUUAUAUUUUUACAUUAUAAGUUCUCGCUA
Molecule: messenger RNA, 1780 nt
Organism: Homalodisca vitripennis (glassy-winged sharpshooter)
Lineage: Eukaryota; Metazoa; Arthropoda; Insecta; Hemiptera; Cicadellidae
Gene: RSG7
Product: regulator of G-protein signaling 7
Exons: 14
Coding region: 189-1574 (461 amino acids)
Biological process (GO): intracellular signal transduction; G protein-coupled receptor signaling pathway; regulation of G protein-coupled receptor signaling pathway
Source: RefSeq, a predicted model, not a curated record